GUUCGCACUCUCGUUCCCAGCUUUUAAGGGAGCAAGAGAAUGUUACUCUAUCCUAACCUAUUUUUCCUUUUUGUCUAUCUCACAGAUAGGAAAAAUUUAAGAGCCAGAGAAAGCAGUGUCCCUUCUCUGAGGAGAGAGCAGAGAUGGGGAGUGGCAUCAGUGCUGAAGACAAAGAACUUGCCAAGAGGUCCAAGGAGCUGGAGAAGAAGCUGCAGGAGGAUGCUGACAAGGAAGCCAAGACUGUCAAGCUGCUGCUGCUCGGUGCGGGAGAGUCAGGGAAGAGCACUAUCGUCAAACAGAUGAAGAUCAUUCAUCAGGACGGCUACUCACCGGAAGAAUGCCUAGAGUUCAAAUCUAUCAUCUAUGGGAACGUGCUGCAGUCCAUCCUGGCUAUCAUCAGAGCCAUGUCCACACUAGGCAUUGACUAUGCAGAACCAAGUUGUGUGGAUGCCGGGAGACAGCUCAACAACCUGGCUGACUCCAUCGAGGAGGGGACCAUGCCUCCUGAGCUGGUGGAGGUCAUCAGAAAGUUGUGGAAGGACGGUGGCGUUCAAGCCUGCUUUGAGAGAGCUGCGGAGUUCCAGCUCAAUGACUCGGCAUCUUACUACCUGAACCAGCUGGACCGGAUUACAGACCCUGACUACCUCCCUAAUGAGCAAGACGUGCUUCGAUCCAGAGUCAAGACAACAGGCAUCAUCGAGACCAAGUUUUCUGUUAAAGAUUUGAAUUUCAGGAUGUUUGAUGUGGGAGGGCAGAGAUCAGAGAGGAAGAAAUGGAUCCACUGCUUUGAGGGAGUCACCUGCAUCAUUUUCUGCGCGGCUCUCAGUGCCUACGACAUGGUGCUGGUGGAGGAUGACGAAGUGAAUCGCAUGCAUGAGUCUUUGCAUCUGUUCAACAGCAUCUGUAACCACAAGUUCUUUGCAGCUACGUCCAUUGUUCUCUUUCUCAACAAGAAGGACCUCUUUGAGGAAAAAAUUAAGAAAGUCCACCUCAGUAUCUGUUUUCCGGAGUAUGAUGGAAACAACUCCUAUGAGGAUGCUGGGAAUUAUAUCAAGAGUCAGUUCCUUGAUCUCAACAUGAGAAAAGACGUCAAAGAAAUCUACAGUCACAUGACCUGUGCUACGGACACACAGAACGUCAAAUUUGUGUUCGAUGCGGUCACAGACAUUAUCAUCAAAGAAAACCUCAAGGACUGUGGGCUCUUUUAGUGCUCAGUUCCUCGAGUACACAUUCUAUAAGCAAGCUUAGAAUAUACAUUCUAUAAGCGAGCUUAGACCCUGAGGCUCCAUGCAGAAACUUAGUUAACCUGUACCAGAACAUGACAAGCCCAUUCUGUUGAUGACAGAGAAGGCAUGCUCACAAACUGUAGGUACAGUGGCCAGUACACUUUAAAAGAAGGUGUGGCCAAGGAUCCCAAGGCUGGGCUUCCAGUACUGCUUCUGCUUAGUGCAAGAACAGAAAUGUUUCAUUUCUCUGAUGCAAAAGUCCCUGUCUACACAGUGAAGGUAACGUCCCCACCUACUUUACAGGGUCAUACUAACGAGCACAGACCCAACUGAAGGGGAGGCGCUGCUGUGGUUGGCUACAGAAAGCAGCCGUGACAGCUGCAACUGAUGGACUACCAUACUUGGUUAUUAGAAGAAACGAUCUCAGAGCCUAACAGCAAACCUUCCUUACAAUGAGUGAUAAAGUAUUAAAAAUUAAACCUGC
Arvicanthis niloticus (Nile rat) is the source of this 1710-nucleotide messenger RNA. RefSeq names its product G protein subunit alpha transducin 2 (gene Gnat2). NCBI's taxonomy places the organism in Eukaryota, Metazoa, Chordata, Mammalia, Rodentia, Muridae. Gene Ontology annotation, biological process: detection of chemical stimulus involved in sensory perception of bitter taste; adenylate cyclase-modulating G protein-coupled receptor signaling pathway. Gene Ontology annotation, molecular function: G protein-coupled receptor binding; GTP binding; G-protein beta/gamma-subunit complex binding. Gene Ontology annotation, cellular component: photoreceptor outer segment; photoreceptor inner segment; cytoplasm. The record is from RefSeq and is a predicted model, not a curated record.